GACUAGCUCUACUCAGCUCAGCCACGUAAUUCUUUCUUAGUUAAUCAUUACAAUUACGAAUGAAUAUGAAUAUCAGCCACACACAGGCAGAAAUACUGUAAAUUUAAUUUAAUUGAAAGUUUUCUUUGAUUGGAUAAUGCAAUAAUCAACCAAUCUGCUGAAGCAUGGUGGCGAUAAGAUCGAUGGAGUUGCCGAUCCCCAAAUUCAGGGUGGUAGAAUGCUACUCCAAGUCCCAACAGUUAGCACUCUCAUCAUCGUCAUCAUGUAUCCCAAAGCAGCAGAAGUAUCGGGCAUUCAUGUGCAGAGCAUCAGCGGGGGCAUCGAAUGUGAUGGCGACGGCGCUGGAGCAGACGGGUGGGAAGAUGGUGGUGGAGCUAGUGGGAGCCUUCAACCAGCUUACCCAGGAGAUCAACGUCUUGUCCAGUAGCUCCUCUCGCUUGCUCUUCAAGUCUCUCAAGCUCUCCAUUCCCAUCCUGCAGGCCUUGCCUCUCGCUCCCGAUGGCCGCCCUCCUCUUUCUAAGGCCUUGUCUCUAGCUCUCCUUCUCGCCCAUCUCCAGAUGGAUGCGGAAGUUAUUUCAGCUGGGCUACUCAUCCACGUUCUGGAGGCUGGUGCCGUUUCCAUCUAUCAACUCAGAGAUCGUAUUGGUACUGGUACUGCCCAUCUUUUGCAUGAAAGCUUGCGCUUAAAGAAUAUCCCUUCCAAAGUCGAAGUUUUGGAUGAUGAUAGUGCUGCUGCCCUAAGAAAAUUCUGCCUUGCUUACUAUGACAUCAGGGCUCUCAUUUUGGACCUUGCUCUUAAGCUUGAUAUGAUGAGGCAUCUUGAUUACCUCCCAAGAUAUCAACAACAAAUGCUUUCUCUUCAGGUUUUGAAGAUAUAUGCCCCCUUAGCUCAUGCUGUGGGAACCAACUACUUGUCGCUAGAGCUUGAGGAUCUCUCUUUUCACUAUCUCUUUCCUUAUUCAUACCUGUACAUCGAUACAUGGCUACGGAGCCACGAGACUGGAAAUAAAUCUCUAAUUGACAUAUACAAGGAACAGCUGCUCCAAUCUUUAAAAGCCGAUCCUAUCUUAGCUGACAUGGUUGAUGAUGUCUCUGUUAGUGGUCGCUAUAAAAGCCGUUACAGCACAAUGAAGAAGCUCUUGAGAGAUGGCCGUAAGCCAGAAGAAGUAAAUGAUGUUCUAGGAUUGCGAGUCAUAUUGAAUCCUAGGUCUGGCAUAGACAUGUCGCAAGUAGAUAAAAGAGCAUGCUACAGGACACGUGAAAUCAUUCAAUCAUUAUGGAAAGAAAUUCCUUAUAGAACAAAAGACUAUAUUGCGAGGCCCAAAGCAAAUGGUUAUAAGAGCUUACAUAUGGCAGUUGAUGUGAGUGACAAUGGAAUGACUCGACCACUUAUGGAAAUACAAAUCCGCACUACUGAAAUGGAGAUGUUGGCCACAGGUGGAACUGCAUCUCAUUCAUUGUACAAGGGUGGCCUAACAGGUCCAGAAGAGGCAAAGAGACUAAAGGCCAUAAUGAUUGCAGCAGCUGAACUUGCAGCACUUCGGCUUAAAGAUUUUUCAUCCACAAAUCAUAAAGUCCUUGAGUUUGGUCAAAGGGAUGAAGUAUUCCACCUUCUUGACAAGAAUGGUGAUGGUAAGAUUAGCAUUGAAGAACUAAUGGAAGUUAUGGAAGAGCUUGGUGCAUCCGGGGAAGAUGCCCGGGAGAUGAUGCAGCUCCUUGAUUCAAACAGUGAUGGUUCUCUAAGUACUGAUGAAUUUGAUUUGUUCCAAAAACAGGUCGAAUUUAUGCGUAAUUUAGAGGACAGAGAUGUCCAAUACAAGACCAUGCUGAAUGACAAGCUCCAAAUAGCAGAGAACAGUGGCUUGAUUGAGGUAUAUUGUAAAGAAUUUGGUGACAGGCUUGCAAAUUAGAUCUGAUUGAAACUUGAGUGAUUGUUGGUAAGCUUUAAUCAUUUAUAUGCUGAUUCAGUGCCACGUACGUAAAUCAUUCGGUUGUAAUGUAUAUACUAUAUAGCAUACUCAGAACUUUUGAUCUCUCUAGAAUUGUAAUAUUUUAGGAAAAGACGAAAACAUGCCCUGUAAUGCAUAAAUGUAAAUGAAGCUGACUAUGAAUCUGUAUGAGCAAACCCCUGUUAUCAAAUUCCUUCAUCAUAUUAUUGUAACUAAAAACUGAAUAACAAACUCUGAAUUGUAAGACUGCAAAAGAAGAAAUCUGAGAAAAACGCUUCAAACAUGAUAGACGAAAUGCAAUCGUUACAGGAUGUGCAAUCUGUAGUGCAUGGCUAUCUAUAAAUCAUGGGCAUUGCUAUGACUAAUGUUUCUGACAGUGGAGUGCGAUGAGGUAGCACAAGUCCUGCACUUCCCACUCUCUCCGUUGAUUGUUUUAGCAAAGAAAAGAUAAUCUCAUUUUUUUAUUUGUUUGGAUGCUCGGAGCAUCAAUUAUAAGCAAUGAAGGAUAUAUAAUAGAAUAAAAAUGCGGAGAGGGUAGAGAGG
This is a messenger RNA of Durio zibethinus, 2492 nucleotides long. RefSeq names its product Ca2+-activated RelA/spot-like protein (gene CRSH). Gene Ontology annotation, molecular function: calcium ion binding. The record is from RefSeq and is a predicted model, not a curated record. Gene Ontology annotation, biological process: guanosine tetraphosphate metabolic process. NCBI's taxonomy places the organism in Eukaryota, Viridiplantae, Streptophyta, Magnoliopsida, Malvales, Malvaceae.